Molecule: messenger RNA, 521 nt
Organism: Bursaphelenchus xylophilus (pine wood nematode)
Lineage: Eukaryota; Metazoa; Nematoda; Chromadorea; Rhabditida; Aphelenchoididae
Source: the annotation of a GenBank genome assembly
AUGGGAAGCGUGGGUAUUUGUUUAUGGCAGCGUAGAAACGAAUGUAGGAAAGAAAAUGAAAAACGUCCUCCGAUUGAGCUGGAGCAGUUCUUGAACGAAUAUGUUAAAACAGGAAAGGUACGUUUUCUGUGUUCUCUAAAAUUUGAUAAAAUUUAGGUGUCCGCUAUGGUAAUACAUCCACAUUUUGAAGUGAUCGAUGUAUUUCUAACAAAGGAUAAGGCAGAUGACUUCCAAGCACAAGCGAAGAAAUUCCUAAGUACGGUAAGUGUGUUAUGCUAUUAAAUCCUUGUAUUUAGUUCUCGUCCGGUCCCGAAAGAUACGCAAAAGAUCCAGAUCUCCGAGUCUCCUUUAAAUGUGACGAAAAGCAACUUGAAACCGCGAUAUCGGAAGCUCAGCAGGCCUUUAGUGGAACAUCCGAGAUCAAAGUUGAACUGAACUCGUUCCCGGGACCCAAAGAAAUUGGAUUCAUUGUGCUGUCAUCAGUUAUCGCCAUCGUUCUUGUUGGUUCCUUUAAUCUUUAG